AUGACCAUGUCGCCGUCCGCGGCGCUGGCCGCCCUGGGGUCCGCGCUGUUCCUGCUCAGCUCGGCCGCCGCCGCGCGCCGCGCGCUCGGCCGCGGGGACGCCCGCGCGGCGGCGUCCGUCGCGGCUGCCACUGCCCUCGUGGCCGCCCUCCUCGCCGCGGUCCGCGCGCACGACCGGGCGCGCGGCCGCCGGCGGCGGGGCCUCCUCCGGGCCGCGGCGUGGGCUCUGUCCGCGGCGCUCACGGCCAUGUUCGCGCGCCGCGUGGCCGCUCUCGCGCCGGGCCCGGCCGCGGCCGCCCUGGUCUGGGCCCUGGCCGGCGCCACGGUCGCCGGAGGGUUCUGCUGCCUCUUCGUGCACGGCCGCGGCGGCGACGGCGACCCUGAUCACGUCGGCGGCGGGCGCGACGCCCGGCCAGCCUAG
This is a messenger RNA of Panicum hallii, 420 nucleotides long. RefSeq lists its product as uncharacterized. The coding region runs from base 1 to 420 and encodes 139 amino acids. The record is from RefSeq and is a predicted model, not a curated record. The transcript has a single exon. Lineage: Eukaryota; Viridiplantae; Streptophyta; Magnoliopsida; Poales; Poaceae.